CAGGUAAAAUUAAUAGAGGCUAUUUUUAAAACUGGUUUAUUUUAUCUAACAAAAAAUUUAAAAAAAAUCUAAUUUUUUAGAUUUACUAUAAUUACUCGCAUUUUUACUAUUAUUACAUCAUCACAUCCUACAAGUAUUACAUUAUAAAGUACAAAGGUCUUAGUUUACUCAAUUUUUGCGUUUAGGAGGCUUUAAAUACUAAUGUAUUGUUAAUAUAUACUCAUACCGAUCAUAAUAGAAUUGAACGCGGUUUAAAUAAAUAUUUAAUAUUAAAGUAAAAUACUCUAAAAGAAAAAAAUCGAUUUUAUUUGAGGUUAUGGCUUCUUCAGGUGUAACAAAAAUUUUAAACUUUUUAAAUAAAUGUCAUGGAUUUGAAAAAGUCAUGCACAAUGUUAAGAUCAUAUCUGCUGGGAAUGGAAAUUGUAUAAGUGAAAUUAAAAUCCUCCCAGAACAAACCAACAUUUUUCACGGAUUGCAUGGAGGAUUUGCAACAACAUUAGUUGACGUUUUAUCAAGUUGUGCUUUAUUAACGCACGAAAAAGGCGAAUGUGGACAUGUUUCAGUCAAUUUAAGCAUAGAUUUUCUUAAAGGGGCUAAAGUUGGUGAUACCAUCGUAAUAGAUUCAAAAACUUUAAAGGUUGGCAAAAAUUUGGCAUUUUUAUCAGUUGAAAUUAAAGAUAAACCAAGCGGAACUUUAUUAGUUAAAGGAUCCCAUACAAAGUAUUUACUUAAUUAAUACUCUUUAAUUAAUUAGUUAUCAUUUUAUUUAUUUUGAAAUUAUUUAAGAAAUUAGAUGA
Molecule: messenger RNA, 797 nt
Organism: Onthophagus taurus
Lineage: Eukaryota; Metazoa; Arthropoda; Insecta; Coleoptera; Scarabaeidae
Product: acyl-coenzyme A thioesterase 13
Molecular function (GO): fatty acyl-CoA hydrolase activity
Source: RefSeq, a predicted model, not a curated record